UUUUAUCUAAAGCAGUGCAUUACAAGCUAUACAUUUAUUUAAUAACGUGUGUUCCCUGGGUUCAACCCACACUUAAAUAGAAAUUACUUCAUUUUUAAAGUGCAUGAAUAUUUUUUCAAGUGAACUAAGUUAGGUAAAAUUGCACUGCGCUAGUAAAAACACAUAAUUAAAGGUGCAGGGUGUAAAUUUUAGUGGCAUCUAGUGGUGAGGUUGUGUAUUGCAACCAACGGCUCGAUCCACUGCUCACCCCUGCCUUUUGAAACACAUAGAGAAGCUACAGUAGCCACCACAUGACAAACAGGUCAUCAUCGGAGACAACUUAGUAAAAAAAAGUUUGUCCGUUAAGGGCUUCUGUAGAAACAUGGCAGCACAAAAUGGCGACUUCCAUGUAAGGGGACCCUCAGUGUAUGUAGAUAAAAACAUCUCAUUCUAAGGUAAUAAACACAUAACGGUUCAUUAUGAAAGGUCUUUAUACACCCCUGAUAAUAUAGUUUUGUACAUUAUUUUGCAUUUUUGUCAUGAGAUCCUUUUAAAAAUUACACAUUGCACCUUAAAAAACACAUAAAAUAACAUUUCAUUUCAAAUUUUACUCUCCAAAUGUAGUCCCAUGCAAAGCAUUCUGGGAACUACAAGUUCACUGUCUAGUUAUGUCUACCAAAAUCAUUUAUGUAGUUUCGACAUAAAAUUAUUAAGUCAAUUACAAAUUUAAGUAGAUUAUAGAUGAUAAAAUGAAUUUAAAAUGUACUCAAUAAUGUGUACAUUUAGAAUUACAUUUUUAUGUUAUAUUUAACUCAAAUUUUGGUUAAAAAACAAGAAAAAUUUUUUGACAGAGUUUCCUCAUUUUAUUUUGUUAAAUCUACUACGGCACAUAAUUAUUAUUUACAGUGCAUGACCUUUUGCACUGCUUAUGCAAUGUUCACUGAGAUCCACACGAGUGUCCUCCUCACAGACACAUCUAAUAAUAAUAAUGAUGACAUUUAUUUCUGUGAACACUCACACGAUACAAGGGUGGAGUUUGUAUUGUAAACAAAUGUUCAACCAUUAUAACCAAAUAAUCUAGUACAUCUGGUUCAACAAUCUAGAUAGUUUGAGAUGAUUAUGAUGUAACUGAUAGUUUUAUCAAUGCUCAUCGUGACUUAAUCAUUUAAACUUACACACAAAGUUUCUAAGUUUCUUCUGAUUCAAUAAUCUUAGAAUAGAUGUGAAAUAAAAAUGUGUGAACAUCUGCUGUGUGUCCUUUAUAAACAAUUCAUCAACGAUUACUCAUCUGUUUGAAUUAUUAUUAUUAUUAUUAUUAUUAUUAUAAAACACAGUUCCUGGAUAUUGAUUUGUAAAUACAGUUUUCCAGUAAUGCUAAAUAUAUGACAUGUUUACAGUAAAACCUCUUCUUGUGCUUCUGUGUAAAUCAGCACACAUAAACCAAAGAGGCCGAUGUCAAAGAUGAAAUAUUUUAGCAGAAGAAUGCAAUAUUUUUCAAUGUUAUUUGAAUGAAACACAUAAUAUUUGUAUUAUGUACUAACCAGCGUAGGCUCUUGUGAUUGUACGUUACACUGGGUUCAGCAUAAUGCUGCUAAACCAGCAGGACAAACGUGACCAUGAACAAACUGAUAAAGUUUAUCUGAUGAUGCUCGACUAUAGCAGCACAUGACACAUCUUCUGUCUGAUCUCUUUCUUCUUCAGCGCUGAGGAUCAGUAUUAGUUUUUCACAGAUUAUUGAUUAUUUAAAUGAUGCUGACUUGAGUUCUGUGUUUAUUUUCUCUUUCGGUUUCUUCAGAUCUUCUCUGGUGGUCUGAUAUCAUCUGUGUUGAUGAGUUCAGUCUUUGUCUAACAGCUGAUCCGUGCUGCACAAUCACACACAGGUUAUUUCAAUACAAUCAUGUAUAAAUCAUCAAAGACAAAUAAAAUCACAUAAUAUUUCAUCCCUACAAUCAUUGUUUCAAACUUAAGAAGCUUCGAAAUAAAGAAAGCAUUGCAAUGCUAAUAAACGCAGGCAUGCUACCUGUUAAUAGGGGUGUGACUUAGAGGUGUUGUGGGUGUGGCUCUGGACCCCUGGUGGGUGUGGUCAGACCUCUUACUAUCUGCUGUGAGGUCUGAAUGAUGUAUGUAUAUAAAGCUCAGAGCUGUAGGUCUGGAGAACGUGAGAAACAUCAGUCAGGACUUCAUCAUGAGUGGAAGCAAAAAAGCCCAAAGGAGAUUUUCUCUGGACAGCUCAGGAUAUCAUCUGGAUGUCUGUGAAAUUAGAAGCAACAUGUUGAGAAGAUCAUCAGAAGGAAAGACCCUCCACAGUCCUGAUAAAGAACAUCUGGAGUUUAUACAGCACAACAUCAGCACACAGAAGAGAAGCAGAUCCACAACCAUAGAGGAGGAAAGUUUGGAUCAGCCCGAUGGACUUCUGCUUUGUACCAGUUUCAAGACCCACAACAAAACAUUUCACAAACUCUUUCCUGACAUUCCCAAGACGGAAGAUCUGGAACACGUUUUUACCUGUGGCCUGAAAAAAGAAGUGAUUUACCACGGUAAACUCUACGUCUCCCAUCAUCACGUGUGCUUUCACUCUUCUGUGCUGCUCAAAGAAACUAAGGUUAUGAUUUUGGUGUCCAGCAUUCAGACCAUUAAAAAGAAAAACACAGCCAAAAUCGUUCCCAAUGCCAUCGCCAUCAUUACAGAUGUACAGAAGUAUCAUUUUGUCUCGUUGAGGAAUAGAGAAGCGUGUUUUAAGCUCAUCUUGUCGCUCUGUCCACAACUCCAGACUGAGAACAUCAACAAUAACCUGAAGAUGUCCGACACAGAAAACCAACAUGACAUCACACUUGACACGAUCUCCAGCCUGUCGAGUUACGAGGAGAACGCUGAUGAUCACAAACUUUCUCCUACUGAAGAGUUUGAGAAUCUGAACAACAUUAAAUCUCUCAACAACAGGGUCUCCUGGGUAACCAUGGUAACAGAGAAAAUGAAAUCUGUCCUGUCCACCAAUGACACGCACAUCCUCAACAAACUUCUUGUGUUUUAUCUGAUACUUGUGGUCCUUCUGGUGUUGUCAUCCGGGUACAUUGGCUUAAGGAUUGUGGCUCUGGAGGAACAACUGGGAGCCCUGCUGGAGUUUACACUACAGAGAGAGUACAAUGAAACGUAACCCCAUACAACAUGAUAGAGUUACAGAAGGAAGGAGAAGAAGAUGAAAGUGUUUGAUUUGUCAUUUACGCAGACAUCAAAGAUCCUGAAAACCUCUGAACAGAAGUACACAGAGACGUACAGUGAUGUCUCACCUGCUGUUUUAUAUCAACACAUCAGAUAGAUUUGUGUACAUGAGAACUGUAACACAAGUGAAUACUGACAUCUACAGUCCAAACCCAUUUAACAACACAAACCUGUCAAUGCACUGAGUACUAGUCUUUCUUAGGUUAUAGAUUUACUCUUAUUUAUACUUACAGUAAAUAAUUGAGAUCAGAUGAAGAGUUUGGUCAAAGUAAUAGAAAAAAGGUUUGAGAGUUUGACUCCAUAACUUCAGUAAAUGAGUGAAGGGUUAAUGAAUUGAAACAGUAAAGCUCAUGAAGGAUUUCUGCUAUAAUGUUCUUGUUUCUCACAACAGACGUGUUUAUAGUGUUUGUAUGCAACAUGAAUUAUAGUGAUACGUCUUAAAAAAGUUUAUGUGUCAAUAGUGUCUUUCAAUGAUUUAGACUCAGAAAGUUUCAUGCAGACAAAUAUAAAGAGACAUUCAGUGAAAGUUAUCAUAUGAGCUUUAUAAUCAGACAUGACUGACUGUUCAUCUCUCACCUCAUUGAAUCUCUCAAACAUUUUACAACACAAUGUGAAUCUAGUAAUGGGUUUAGACAUUCACUAUAUAUUGUGGUUUGUUUAUUGUACACUUAUUUGAUUUAUACACUGUUCUGUAUACUGUACACAUUAUAUUUAAGCACAACCUUUGGUCAUUAUUAACUUCACAAUCAGAUAAUGAAUUAAUGUAAGAGAUUAAUAAUAAUGUCUCUGCAAAUCUUCAAGUAUUGACUUCUGAAUUUAAUUAGAAUAGAUGAAAGGUGUUGAGACACAUUUUG
Messenger RNA from Misgurnus anguillicaudatus (oriental weatherfish), 4052 nucleotides. Its product is annotated as GRAM domain-containing protein 2B. NCBI's taxonomy places the organism in Eukaryota, Metazoa, Chordata, Actinopteri, Cypriniformes, Cobitidae. The record is from RefSeq and is a predicted model, not a curated record.